AUGGAAGACUUGGGGCUGAGAGAAGGAGAUCACGCAGUCACAGUAGGAAUGUCCGGAGGGGUCGACUCUGCCACGACGCUUGGUAUACUCAAAGACUUUCCCAUACACCUCGACAUCAUAUUCAUGCGCAACUGGGAUCCCCUCCUCUCCGAAUCAUCACCCGACUCCGACUCCCCUGCUCCCCAAAUAUCCCUCUCCUACACACCCCCCUCCUCCCCCUCCUCAUCAACUCCCAAAACCCCAAACCUCUCUCCCUGCGAAUGGCAACGCGACUACACCGACGUCCUCUCCGUCUCGUCCCACCUCGGCGUGCCCGAAGCUAAAGUCCGUUUUGUCGACCUGAGCAAGGAGUACUGGAGUCGGGUGUUUGAGCCUGCUGUGGGCGUUUGGGAGAGUGGGGGUACGCCGAAUCCUGAUGUCGAUUGUAACAGGCAAAUCAAGUUCGGAGCUCUGCUCGACGUCUUGCCAAAGAACGACCGUCAUUUCCUCGCAACCGGCCACUACGGCCGUAUAUCCCACUUCCCAUCCUCCCCAUCACGUCUACUCCGAGCCGCCGACACGUCCAAAGACCAGACUUACUACCUUUCCCAAAUGACCGAAUACCAACUAUCUCGCACGAUAUUACCUCUCGGCGGGUUAUUGAAAAAAGACGUCAGAAGACUAGCACUACAUUGGGAUUUACCGAAUGCGAAAAAGGCGGAGAGUAUGGGCGUCUGCUUUAUCGGCGAACGCGGUAAAUUCGGGGACUUUAUCUCACAAUACACCUCCCCCCCACCCCCAGGCUUCUUCACAACCCCCUCCGGUACCCGUCUCUCCCAGCACAAAGGCCUCUGGCACUACACUAUCGGGCAAAAAGCGCGCUUAGGAGGGCAGAAGGAGGUGCUGUUCGUUGCUAAGAAGGGGGUGGGGAGGGAGGGGGAGGAUAUUUUGGUUGUUCCUGCGGGUCAUCCGGCGUUACUUUGUUCUUCGGUACGCACGUCGUCGUUCAUCUGGAUCCAUGGAGGCGAGGAGGCAAAAACGAUCAUCAAGGAAAGACCGGCGGGCGUGAUGGUCCAAGUCAGACAUCGGAUGGAACCUACGCCGGCGAAGGUGGCAUUUGGCGAGAACCUUUCAGAUGUAAAGGUUAUUUUCGAUCCUCCGCUGGUAGGCGUCAGCCCAGGACAGGUGGUUGGGAUUUGGCAUGAGGGGUGGUGUCUCGGAAGCGGGGUCAUCGAAAGUACCGAAUGCGUUGACGAAAGUGUGAGCUCAAGCUAG
Molecule: messenger RNA, 1254 nt
Organism: Cryptococcus wingfieldii CBS 7118
Lineage: Eukaryota; Fungi; Basidiomycota; Tremellomycetes; Tremellales; Cryptococcaceae
Product: tRNA (5-methylaminomethyl-2-thiouridylate)-methyltransferase
Exons: 8
Coding region: 1-1254 (417 amino acids)
Biological process (GO): tRNA wobble position uridine thiolation
Cellular component (GO): mitochondrion
Molecular function (GO): sulfurtransferase activity
Source: RefSeq, a predicted model, not a curated record